AUGCAUGCGCGCACUUCAGCAAAGGCACAGCAGGCACGCAUUGCGGCCCUGCAAGCAGAAGUGGAGGGGCUCCAGCGUACGCUUGGCGAAGGAGAAGACGCAGCGCAGAUCGUGGACCGUCACAUCAAGCUGCUCCACAAGUACAACGAGGCCAAGGACGCGACGCAGAUCUUGAUCGGCAAGCUCGCGGCGUUUCAACAGGCGACGAUCCGGAAGGUCCACAGCGACUAUGGGCUUACAGACGCGGAUUGA
Molecule: messenger RNA, 252 nt
Organism: Epithele typhae
Lineage: Eukaryota; Fungi; Basidiomycota; Agaricomycetes; Polyporales; Epitheliaceae
Product: DNA repair protein
Exons: 5
Coding region: 1-252 (83 amino acids)
Biological process (GO): double-strand break repair via homologous recombination; meiotic DNA recombinase assembly involved in reciprocal meiotic recombination; meiotic joint molecule formation
Cellular component (GO): Swi5-Swi2 complex; Swi5-Sfr1 complex
Source: RefSeq, a predicted model, not a curated record